Messenger RNA from Periophthalmus magnuspinnatus, 2017 nucleotides. It is a transcript of the gene spata6, whose product is annotated as spermatogenesis associated 6. Lineage: Eukaryota; Metazoa; Chordata; Actinopteri; Gobiiformes; Gobiidae. The transcript is spliced from 11 exons. Gene Ontology annotation, molecular function: myosin light chain binding. The record is from RefSeq and is a predicted model, not a curated record. Gene Ontology annotation, biological process: spermatogenesis. The coding region runs from base 57 to 1382 and encodes 441 amino acids.
UGCGCAGCUAUGACAACGUCCUUCAUUCAAAAGUUGGAUGUUUGCCUUCAGAAAAGAUGUCGCCGGCUAAAGUGCACAAGAGAGCUCUCAAAUGCGCCGUGCUUUUGGAAAUUCAUUCAGUCACGUGCCCAGUGUUGUUACUACAAAAGCAGAGUAACAUCUACCUAAGCGUGUGCAUCCUGGGCCAGUACCGGAAGACCACGUGCAUGCCACCUGUGUUCCCAUUGAGCUUUCACCAGAAGAUGAUCUUUGAGAAGAUUUUCCCUGGUGUCGUUGACCCUGCUGAUGUAGCUGACCUCCUAGAAGCUGACACCACAUAUUUUGAGCUGAUUCAGAUGGUCCCUCCAGGGGGUGAGAUCUUGGCGACCUUGGAAGAAAACACCCGAGAGUUUUUAUAUCCAGGCCCAGAAUUUAAAUCCAGAGAAAACGCAGCCAAGCGGGAAAAGCUGAUGAAGAGGACACACUCCUUUUUUGGAAUCUCCCCCAAGGUAGAGUUUUCCAGCACAUCAGUCAUUCAGGACAGCAACACUGAAGACAGCUGGCCCUCGCCUAGCAAAUGUUCUCCGCUGAGAGCGUCUCUGUCCCCAGGCACUAUGGGAAAAAUGUCUUCAUCUUCCAAACCACUUUGUCACUUCGGCUGGCAAACUCCCACAAGCAAUGACGGGAACUCUGCCUCUUUGAAAACAGAAAAGCGACUCCAACAUACAAAGGCUAAGAUGUUGACUGACUCUCCAAAGUCCACAUCUAUGUGCUCUCCUCCUCUGUCCCCAUCAAAAAAACUACAGCAGAAGAAACAAACAGGUGUAGAGGAGAGGGCAGACUUUGGCUACCUUGAGCCCACGGUCUCCUCCAGGGCUCGGGCACUGUCUCCCUACACCCACCGCAGGAUGUGCCAGCUCUCAGAGGAAGCCAGGCAGAGACUCAGCCACCUCCAGCUCGGACCUCAUCUCUUUAAGAAGACCUCGAGCAACCCACCUCCAUUCUCAGUCCCUUGGUCCACUAACACCUCUCUGCUGGAGUCCUCUUCCUCUCCUCAUGACGGACCACAUCGUGGUGAUGUGCAUCAGCGCUCCAUCAGCCUCACAGAGGAGCACACAGAUGUGUCUCUCCUGGGGAGUUACAGACCGCGUGCAGACAGAAUGGAGUGGAGUCAUGUGAGGACCCAGUCUUCUCCUGGGACCUCCAGACACAGGGCUCACCCCAAAAGCCCAGCCGAGGCCCGUCUGAAUGCGUCAGGGUCCCUAAGCACCCCAGCGGCUCCACACUCUUCUCUAAAGGAGAGAUUUCUGGCCCUUGAGCCAAGUCCAUCAUACAGUGAGGAGAUUCACAGACGGGUUCAGAGGAUCCUUCAGACUCACAAAGCAUCGUCAGGUGGCCUCUGAGUUACUGUGCUGCUUUUAACGUAUGAAGGGUUCAUUCCAAGGCGUUAAGAGCAGCACCUUGCUCCCACCAUCCUCUGGGCUAGCUUUUGCCCGCCCCGACGGUGAAACCAAACAGAGACAUCUAAUUUCUCCAAAGCCGUGUGUGAAAUUGAAUGAAGAACAGGGCUUUGGCAUUGUGUGUGGGAAGAGGAGAUGGUGGAUGUAAGCUGCAGCUGUUAAGAGCUCAUCUCUACAACACAAAAGAGAGACAAGAAGGAGGCCCAGAGCCACCGCUGAGAGCCAGCAGUUACAAAAGACUGAGGAGAUUUACAGAUGAGAAAGGAAGUAAUCCCAAAUGAAAGAGCAGAAGACACAGACAUUUAUCUUGAAUUAAGGCUCGUCAGUUCAUUUCACAAUGUUUCAUGGUAAUGUCUUCAUUAUAUAUCGGGUGAUACUAUGACACUGUCUCUAACACUAUUAUAUAUGAUUUUUUGUAACAAAUAAAUUAUUGUUUGAUUAAAAACAAUAUUUUAGACAUGUUGCUCAUCAGGUUUUAUAAAGUACUCAUUGAAUACACUUUAUGUCAGUCCUUUACAUCCCAUGAGCUUGUGCAUGUAUAGUGUUAUUACACACAAUAUACAAAGCAAUCUGAUGUU